AUGAGUAACACGUCUUUUGCCCGGCUCGGCACCGACUUCAUCAAUACUACCAUGUCAUUCUUCGAGGAAGACACCUUCACCUCCCUACCUUCGGACCAAAAAGACUUCAUCUUCCAGUAUUUAUUGGAACAAGUCGCGGAGAAGAGGCAAAAAGAGCGGGACCAUCAUGCGUUGCAGGUUCUCGUCGACAUGUAUUGUCUCAAGCAAGGGUAUGAAGUGGGUUACGGGCCGCGUUCUAAAUGGAUUGCAGAGAAUAAGAAGAGGCUUGCUGAGGAGAUUCAAGGGAUGGAAGAGGACGAGGUUGAGCCGUUUUUUGAGCGUUACAAGCCAGUUGACUGCGGUGAAUGCGAGGAUUGCGUUCAGGCUCGGGCACGAGAGUGUGAGGGUGAUGGAGGUCAAGAUUCAAACGUCGCCGAAAUGCCCAGUUAG
Messenger RNA from Laccaria bicolor S238N-H82, 429 nucleotides. RefSeq lists its product as uncharacterized. Bases 1 to 429 code for a protein of 142 amino acids. The record is from RefSeq and is a predicted model, not a curated record. Lineage: Eukaryota; Fungi; Basidiomycota; Agaricomycetes; Agaricales; Hydnangiaceae. The transcript is spliced from 2 exons.